AUGCCAAGUGCCUCUAGAGAAAGUGCUCCAGCUCCAGACUUUGAAAGUAAAGGAGCGAUCCCUAAAACUACAAUCGGAAAAACAAGAUUGAAAGUACAACAGGGUCCAAGUAGCAUUGAUCCUUCUUCUUAUUCUCCAGACGAUGAAGCGGUGAGAUAUUGCCACUGUAACCAACAAUCUUACGGAGAAAUGAUUAUGUGUGAUAAUAGACUUUGUCCAAUGCAGUGGUUCCAUUUCCUCUGUGUGGGGAUAGAGAGCGCACCAAAAGGAAACUGGUUCUGCGAACUAUGCCGUAAAGACGAAAGUCGUUCGCACCUUAUGAAAACGCUGGAUGAAUUUGAUGUGGCAUUGAAGAAGUGGGACGAUAAAAGAAAAUAUAAAGAAUGA
Macrosteles quadrilineatus (aster leafhopper) is the source of this 387-nucleotide messenger RNA. Its product is annotated as inhibitor of growth protein 1-like. The record is from RefSeq and is a predicted model, not a curated record. The transcript has a single exon. The coding region runs from base 1 to 387 and encodes 128 amino acids. Lineage: Eukaryota; Metazoa; Arthropoda; Insecta; Hemiptera; Cicadellidae.